AAAGCCAUACCUGCAGAUCAUCAAAGAUCCAGAGAAGUGUCUUGGAGAUGAUCUGCCGCAGAAGACUAAUUAGUGAACGUAAGCUUAACAUAAUAUUCAACCUUCCAAUGAGUAGAAGGUAAAGACAUGAGAAUUAGAGGGGCUUUUUGUUAUGUUUUGGACGGUGGAGAUGACGUCCACACAGGGUUGAUGUGGUGUACAUGACAGGAUUAUAAAAGACACUGGUUCUUCACUUGAGGACAGAACAAGAUCAGAUGACUUCUCUUUUCACAAGCCACAAGUGGUUCCUCACCGACCUCCAGAAAGCUGCUGGGAUGGACUCUUCUAACAGGAAAGCCCUGGCGUUGCUGUUGAUGCUGUUGCUGUCUCAUGUUGCCUGUGAUGCCCACACUGUGGCCGAGUGCUGCAGCCAGCCGUCUCGGUCCUGUCGCCUUUAUGUGCUGCUGUGUCGCUCCGGAAACAGGGGAACCCUCACAGGUGACGCGGCCGCCGGCAUCCUCACUUUGGGCAAACGCUUAGAGGAUGAGCAUCGUUUGCAGAGUCGACUGCAUCAGCUCCUCCACGGCUCCAAGAACCAGGCGGCAGGAAUCUUAACUAUGGGGAAGAGGACUGAGGAGGGGGUUGGAGAACAGGAAAGUGACUGGACAAUGCAAGCAGGGAACACCAUCACAACAUCUUUACCUGUUUGAAACAAAAUACCUGAGCUUACAAACAUACUGGGACUCUGUUGGUAAAAAAUAAUAAUUAAAAAUAAUGGUGAUUUAAAUGUUUUACUCUCGUCAAAAAUCUGAUUUC
Messenger RNA from Sphaeramia orbicularis (orbiculate cardinalfish), 795 nucleotides. It is a transcript of the gene hcrt, whose product is annotated as hypocretin (orexin) neuropeptide precursor. The transcript has 2 exons. Gene Ontology annotation, cellular component: perinuclear region of cytoplasm. The coding region runs from base 255 to 689 and encodes 144 amino acids. Lineage: Eukaryota; Metazoa; Chordata; Actinopteri; Kurtiformes; Apogonidae. The record is from RefSeq and is a predicted model, not a curated record. Gene Ontology annotation, molecular function: neuropeptide hormone activity; type 2 orexin receptor binding; type 1 orexin receptor binding. Gene Ontology annotation, biological process: regulation of neurotransmitter secretion; sleep; eating behavior.